Piliocolobus tephrosceles (Ugandan red Colobus) is the source of this 6261-nucleotide messenger RNA. RefSeq names its product Rho guanine nucleotide exchange factor 40 (gene ARHGEF40). Gene Ontology annotation, molecular function: guanyl-nucleotide exchange factor activity. The transcript is spliced from 23 exons. The record is from RefSeq and is a predicted model, not a curated record. The coding region runs from base 315 to 5021 and encodes 1568 amino acids. Lineage: Eukaryota; Metazoa; Chordata; Mammalia; Primates; Cercopithecidae.
UGCCGGUGAACGGGACAGAUAGGCUGGGGACGCCCGGGGAGCGGCAGAGAGUCUCGACGCGGGAGAUAGAGUCCCGGCAAGGGGUCCCGCGCGGAGGCGGGGGCGGGCGCUGAAGGGCGGGGCGGGGAGGGGCGGCCGUCUCGGCCCUCCCUGGCGGGGCCCCGCGGCCUGGAAGCCGGAGCGGGCCGAGCAGCCACCGCGGCCGGAGCUGUCCCUUAGCCAGACCCGGCGAGACACGAGCGGCGGGAGGGAGGCGGUGGCGCGCCCGGCCCCGCCCGCCCGACCAAGCGUCGGACGCGGCCCGGCGCCGAGCCAUGGAGCCUGAGCCAGUGGAGGACUGUGUGCAGAGCACUCUCGCCGCCCUGUAUCCACCCUUUGAGGCAACAGCCCCCACCCUGUUGGGCCAGGUGUUCCAGGUGGUGGAGAGGACUUAUCGGGAGGACGCACUGAGGUACACGCUGGACUUCCUGGUACCAGCCAAGCACCUGCUUGCCAAGGUCCAGCAGGAAGCCUGUGCCCAAUACAGUGGAUUCCUCUUCUUCCAUGAGGGGUGGCCGCUCUGCCUGCAUGAACAGGUGGUGGUGCAGCUAGCAGCCUUACCCUGGCAACUGCUGCGCCCAGGAGACUUCUAUCUGCAAGUGGUGCCCUCAGCUGCCCAAGCACCACGACUAGCACUCAAGUGUCUGGCCCCUGGGGGUGGGCGGGUGCAGGAGAUUCCUGUGCCCAAUGAGGCCUGUGCCUACCUAUUCACACCUGAGUGGCUACAAGGCAUCAACAAGGACCGGCCAACAGGUCGCCUCAGUACCUGCCUACUGUCUGCGCCCUCAGGGAUUCAGCGGCUGCCCUGGGCUGAGCUCAUCUGCCCACGAUUUGUGCACAAAGAGGGCCUCAUGGUCGGACAUCAGCCAAGUACGCUGCCCCCAGAACUGCCCUCUGGACCUCCAGGGCUUCCCAGCCCUCCACUUCCUGAGGAGGCGCUGGGUACCCGGAGUCCUGGGGAUGGGCACAAUGCCCCUGUGGAAGGACCUGAGGGCGAGUACGUGGAGCUGUUGGAGGUGACGCUGCCUGUGAGGGGGAGCCCAGCAGAUGCUGAAGGCUCCCCGGGCCUCUCCAGAGUACGGACAGUACCCACUCGCAAGGGUGCUGGAGGGAAGGGCCGCCACCGGAGACACCGGGCGUGGGUGCACCAGAAGGGCCUGGGACCUCGGGACCAGGAUGGAGCACGCCCACCCGGCGAGGGGAGCAGCACUGGAGCCUCCCCUGAGUCUCCCUCAGGAGCUGAGGCUGUCCCCGAGGCAGUAGUCUUAGAGGUGUCUGAGCCCCCAGCAGAGGCCGUGGGAGAAGCCUCUGAAUCUUGCCCCCUGAGGCCAGGGGAGCUUAGAGGAGGAGGAGGAGGAGGUGGCCAGGGGGCUGAAGGACCACCUGGUACCCCUCGGAGAACAGGCAAAGGAAACAGAAGAAAGAAGCGAGCUGCAGGCAGAGGGGCUCUUAGUCGAGGAGGGGACAGUGCCCCACUGAGCCCUGGGGACAAGGAAGAGGCCAGCCACCAAGAAGCCCUUGGCAAUCUGCCCUCACCAAGUGAGCACAAGCUUUCAGAAUGCAGCCUGGUUAAGGAGGAAUAUGAAGGCUCAGGGAAGCCAGAAUCUGAGCCCAAAGAGUUCAAAACAGCAGGCGAAAAAGAGCCUCAGCCCUCUGAAGCCUGUGGGCCUACAGAAGAGAGUGCCAGAGAGCGAGAGCAGGAGAGGCCAGGCCUGGUGUGUAUGGCAGGACACGCAGGCCCAGAAGGCCUCCUGUCUGACACUCCAACACCUCUGCUGGAGACUGUGCAGGAAGGAAAAGGGGACAGCAUUCCAGAAGAGGCCCUUCCAGUCUCCAUCUCUGAUGACCCUGAUGUGGCUUGGGACUUGAUGGCAUCUGGAUUCCUCAUCCUGACAGGUCAGUGGGCAUCAGUGGGUGAAGGGAAAAAGGACUGGGAAAGAGAAGCAAUUGGGUGGGCUUGGGGACUGGGGGAGGCAGGGUGGAAGGGAGGUAGGUUGGACUGCUCCCAGCCAGGACAGCCUGGCCGUUUUGUGUCUUCAGGAGGGGUGGACCAGAGUGGGCGAGCUCUGCUGACCAUUACCCCACCGUGCCCUCCUGAGGAGCCCCCACCCUCCCGAGACACGCUGAACACAACUCUUCAUUACCUCCACUCACUGCUCAGGCCUGAUCUACAGACACUGGGGCUCUCCGUCCUGCUGGACCUUCGCCAGGCACCUUCACUGCCUCCAGCACUCAUUACUGUCUUGAGCCAACUUCAGGACUCAGGAGAUCCUCCCCUCGUUCAGCGGCUGCUGAUUCUCACUCAUGAUGACCUUCCAACUGAACUCUGUGGAUUUCAGGGUGCUGAGGUGCUGUCAGAGAAUGAUCUGAAAAGAGUGACCAAGCCAGAGGAGCUGCAGUGGGAGUUAGGAGGUCACAGAGACCCCUCUCCCAGUCACUGGGUAGAGAUACACCAGGAAGUGGUAAGGCUAUGCCGCCUGUGCCAAGGUGUGCUGGGCUCGGUACGGCAGGCCAUUGAGGAACUGAAGGGAGCAGCAGAGCCAGAGGAAGAGGAGGCAGUGGGAAUGCCCAAGCCCCUGCAGAAGGUCCUGGCAGAUCCCCGGCUGACGGCACUGCAGAGGGAUGGGGGGGCCAUCCUGAUGAGGCUGCGCUCCACUCACAGCAGCAAACUGGAGGGCCAAGGCCCAGCUACACUGUAUCAGGAAGUGGACGAGGCCAUUCACCAGCUCGUGCGCCUCUCCAACCUGCACGUGCAGCAUCAAGAGCAGCGGCAGUGCCUGCGGCGACUCCAGCAGGUGUUGCAGUGGCUCUCGGGCCCAGGGGAGGAGCAGCUGGCAAGCUUUGCUAUGCCCGGGGACACCUUGUCUGCCCUGCAGGAGACAGAGCUGCGAUUCCGGGCUUUCAGCGCUGAGGUCCAGGAGCGCCUGGCCCAGGCACGGGAGGCCCUGGCUCUGGAGGAGAAUGCCACCUCCCAGAAGGUGCUGGAUAUCUUUGAACAGCGGCUGGAGCAGGUUGAGAGUGGCCUCCAUCGGGCCCUGCGGCUACAGCGCUUCUUCCAGCAGGCACAUGAAUGGGUGGAUGAGGGCUUUGCUCGACUGGCAGGAGCUGGGCCGGGUCGGGAGGCUGUGCUGGCUGCACUGGCCCUACGGCGGGCCCCAGAGCCCAGUGCCGGCACCUUCCAGGAGAUGCGGGCCCUGGCCCUGGACCUGGGCAACCCAGCAGCCCUGCGAGAAUGGGGCCGCUGCCGGGCCCGCUGCCAAGAGCUGGAGAGGAGGAUUCAGCAACACCUGGGAGAGGAGGCGAGCCCACGGGGCUACCGACGACGGCGGGCAGACAGUGCCAGCAGUGGAGGGGCCCAGUGGGGCCCCCACAGCCCCUCACCCAGCCUCAGCUCCUUGCUGCUCCCCAGCAGCCCUGGGCCACGGGCAGCCCCAUCUCAUUGCUCCUUGGCCCCAUGUGGAGAGGACUAUGAGGAGGAAGGCCCUGAGCUGGCUCCAGAAGCAGAGGGCAGGCCCCCAAGGGCUGUGCUGAUUCGAGGCCUGGAGGUCACCAGCACUGAGGUGGUAGACAGGACGUGCUCACCGCGGGAACACGUGCUGCUGGGCCGGGCUGGGGGACCAGACGGACCCUGGGGAGUAGGCACCCCCCGGAUGGAGCGCAAGCGAAGCAUCAGUGCCCAGCAGCGUCUGGUGUCUGAGCUGAUUGCCUGUGAACAAGACUACGUGGCCACCUUGAGUGAGCCAGUGCCACCCCCUGGGCCUGAGCUGACUCCUGAACUUCGGGGCACUUGGGCUGCUGCCCUGAGUGCCAGGGAAAGGCUUCGCAGCUUCCACCGGACACACUUUCUGCGGGAGCUUCAGGGCUGCGCCACCCACCCCCUACGCAUUGGGGCCUGCUUCCUUCGCCAUGGGGACCAGUUCAGCCUUUAUGCACAAUACGUGAAGCACCGACACAAACUGGAGAAUGGUCUGGCUGUGCUCAGUCCCUCAAGCAAGGGCUCCAUGGAGGCUGGACCUUACCUGCCCCGGGCCCUGCAGCAGCCUCUGGAACAGCUGGCUCGGUAUGGGCGGCUCCUGGAGGAGCUCCUGAGGGAAGCUGGGCCUGAGCUGAGUUCUGAGCGCCAGGCCCUUGGGGCUGCUGUACAGCUGCUCCGGGAACAAGAGGCCCGUGGCAGAGACCUGCUGGCUGUGGAGGCGGUGCGUGGCUGUGAGAUAGAUCUGAAGGAGCAGGGACAGCUCUUGCAUCGAGACCCCUUCACUGUCAUCUGUGGCCGAAAGAAGUGCCUUCGCCAUGUCUUUCUCUUUGAGCAUCUCCUCCUGUUCAGCAAGCUCAAGGGCCCUGAAGGAGGGUCAGAGAUGUUUGUUUACAAGCAGGCCUUUAAGACUGCUGACAUGGGGCUGACAGAAAACAUCGGGGACAGCGGACUCUGCUUCGAGUUGUGGUUUCGGCGGCGGCGUGCACGAGAGGCAUAUACUCUGCAGGCAACCUCACCAGAGAUCAAACUCAAGUGGACAAGUUCUAUUGCCCAGCUGCUGUGGAGACAGGCAGCCCACAACAAGGAGCUCCGAGUGCAGCAGAUGGUGUCCAUGGGCAUUGGGAAUAAACCCUUCCUGGACAUCAAAGCCCUUGGGGAGCGGACGCUGAGUGCCCUGCUCACUGGAAGAGCCGCCCGCACCCGGGCCUCCGUGGCCGUGUCAUCCUUUGAGCAUGCCGGCCCCUCCCUUCCCGGCCUUUCGCCGGGAGCCUGCUCCCUGCCUGCCCGCGUCGAGGAGGAGGCCUGGGAUCUGGACGUCAAGCAAAUUUCCCUGGCCCCAGAAACACUUGACUCUUCUGGAGAUGUGUCCCCAGGACCAAGAAACAGUCCCAGCCUGCAACCCCCCCACCCUGGGAGCAGCACUCCCACCCUGGCCAGUCGAGGGAUCUUAGGGCUAUCCCGGCAGAGCCAUGCUCGAGCCCUGAGCGACCCCACCACGCCUCUGUGACCUGGAGAAGAUCCAGAACUUGCCUGCAGCUUCUCCUCUCAGCACACUUUGGGCUGGGAUGGCAGUGGGGCAUAAUGGAGCACUGGGCGAUCACUGAAUUUCUUCCCUCUGCUUCCUGGACACAGAGGAGGUCUAAGGACCAGAGUAUUGCCCUGCCAUCACUAUCUCUAGUCCCCCUAGCUUGGUGCCUUCUCCUGCAGGAGCCAGAGCAGCCACAUUGCUUGCCUUCAUACCCUGGAGGUGGGGAAGUUACCCCUCUUCCAGUGCUUUCCCAUCCUGGGCCACUGUAUCCAGGACAUCACUCCCAUGCCAGCCCUCCCUGGCAGCCCAUGUUCUCCUCUUUUCUCACCCCUUGACUUUCCCUGAGAAGAAUCAUCUGUGCCAGGUCAACUGGAGUUCCCGGUGACUCCAUUCUGAGGUGUCACAAGAAAUGAAGCUAUGCAAACUAUAUAAUAGGAGGGUGCAACAGGGAACUGUAGACUUUAUAUAUGUAAUUACUGUUAUUAUAAUACUAUUGUUAUAUUAAAUGUAUUUACUCACACUUUGCCUCCAAGGAGCUAGAGUAGUCCUCUGGAUUAAGGUGAUAAAUAACUUGAGCACUUUCCCUCAACCAGCCCUUAACUAGAACACAGAAAAUAAAACCAAGACUGGAAGGUCCCCUGUACCCUUCCCAGGCCCAGAGCUGACUAUGUGUGAGCCUGGGAGAAUGUGUCUCCUCCACAGUGGCUCCCAGAGGCUCCAGACACUCUCUGAGGCUCCUUCUCCCACACAGCACCUACUCCUUGAGGCUGAACUGGUCACAGACAAAUGGGGAUCCAGCACCGUCCAGCAGUUCUCAAAAUGAGGCCCUCAGGCCACAGUGUGUGAGAACGUGAUUGGCUAUUUGUUAAAUGCUAAUUCUUGGACCCCAUCAGAGCUGCUGCAUUGAAACCUGGGGGUGAAAUCCAAUAUUCUGCAUCUCUUGUCAAACUCUUUGGGUGAUAACUAAAUAUCUGAAGAGGUGAUUAUUUCCUGACAGAAGGGCCCAAAGAGAGGAGCAGGACAUAGGUAGGCAGACAGACACGGGGCCCUGUGCCUCACGACACCUGUUUAUUGGGGACACGACUCUGCAACAGGGAUGACAGGAAUCGUACCAAAAAUAGCGACGUCUACAGGGCCCCUGAUGGGGCUAGAAGGGUACAGUGCUCCCCACCCUCACCCCUUGUACAAAAAUAAACUCUCACGCCUAUGGACCAGCAAA